AUGAAUAUUGAAGGAUUUCUCAGAAGGACUUUUGUGAUUGCUCUUGACUUUGUGAAGAUUAUCUUGUCAGCAUCACGGAACAUUGCUGAGAGGAGAGUACGGCUCCAGACAGGUAUGUGGGGUGCCUUUGGGAAGCCCCAGGGCACAGUGGCCAGGGUUCACAUUGGCCAGGUCAUCAUGUCCAUCUGCACCAAGUUGCAGAAUAAGGAACAUGUGAUUGAGGCUUUACGCAGAGCCAAGUUCAAGUUCCCUGGUCACCAGAAGAUCCACAUCUCAAAGAAGUGGGGCUUCACCAAGUUUAAUGCCGAUGAAUUUGAAGACAUGGUUGCUGAGAAGUGGCUCAUUCCUGAUGGCUGUGGUGUCAAAUAUAUCCCCAAUCGUGGUCCUCUGGAUAAGUGGAGAGCCCUGCAUUCCUGAAGGCUUCCAGAGCUCUCCUAUACCCUACCAAAUCAUGUUCAAUAAUAAAUCUUGCAUCAAGUC
Mastomys coucha (southern multimammate mouse) is the source of this 480-nucleotide messenger RNA. Its product is annotated as 60S ribosomal protein L10-like. Bases 1 to 417 code for a protein of 138 amino acids. Gene Ontology annotation, biological process: translation; ribosomal large subunit assembly. The record is from RefSeq and is a predicted model, not a curated record. The transcript has 2 exons. Gene Ontology annotation, molecular function: structural constituent of ribosome. Gene Ontology annotation, cellular component: cytosolic large ribosomal subunit; ribosome. NCBI's taxonomy places the organism in Eukaryota, Metazoa, Chordata, Mammalia, Rodentia, Muridae.